Molecule: messenger RNA, 1248 nt
Organism: Schistosoma curassoni
Lineage: Eukaryota; Metazoa; Platyhelminthes; Trematoda; Strigeidida; Schistosomatidae
Source: the annotation of a GenBank genome assembly
UGAUCUUGAAGAUCGUUACCUUCUUCAAUUAACAUCUAAAGCACGUGAAAAAUUAUUUACAUCAAUAAAUACAAUUUCUGAUUAUUUUCUAAUAAAUCGUCAUGAUAAAAAUAAUAAUCCGAAUGAAUCUUAUUUAUAUCAACUUGGUAAUAUGAUGUUUGAUUGUGUACAAUAUGAUUGUUUACGUCGUUUAAGAUAUUAUUGGUUACCAAGAUGGUUAUUACAUUGGGAAAGAAUAAUCAAUAAUUGUCAAUUUUUACCAAAUCAAUAUGGUGGUUCUAAUUUAUUUUAUAUACCAUCAUAUUGUUCAUUAAUUAGAUCAAAUCAUACAUUAUCAUCUAAUGCAUAUACAGAAAAUAUAUCAAUAAAUAGUUCUGAUAUUGAACAAGAUAAUGAUCUUGAUCUUAUGGAUCAUUACAAUCAUCAUAAUGAUCAUGAUUCUAAUGGUCAAUAUGAAGAAUAUCAAUCUAAUGAAGUAUUUAAAGAUAAUGAUCCUUCUAUAAAUUGUCAUAGUUCAUUACAAACAACUGAAAAAACAAUAAAGGUAUCUAAUGAUGAAAAAUCCUGGAAUAAAGAAAUCUAUGAUCUAAUUAUUAAAAAUGCUUUAACAAAAAAUGGUCUUAUUCAAUCAGAUCAUAAUAGAGACAUAUUAAGAAAUAUGCCAAAACAACGUUUAUUAUCAUAUGCUCCAUCAUCUACAUUGAACUCAUCUCAUAGAAAUAUAAAAUUAUCUCGAAUGUCCAGUAGUACUACUACAACCAGUACUACCAGUACUACUCCAACUAAAUAUACAUCAACUAUACCAUUCUUUAAACGAUUAAAUAUAUCAUGGACAAUACCCUAUGAUCCAAAUGAUGUGAUUGGUUUAAAAUUAUAUCCUGGUUUAAAAUGGGAACAUUUAAAAAAAAUCAAUAAUUGUCAAUUAUUAUCCUCCUCCUCGAUACAAAUGGAUAUAAUCAAUAAUUCAAUCAAUUAUAAUCAUUCCAUUAUAAUUGAUUCAUUGAUAUCUACAUUAGGAAUAAAUAAUAAUGAUCAUCCUAAUGAGAAUCAUAAAAUGACAUCAUCAUUUAAACAAGAUUUCAUCAAUAGGAAAAAGAUGGAAUCUUCUUCAAAUAGAGGAAAACUAACUUCAUUCAUUCAUUUAAAAGAAAAGAAAAGUUCAAUGGAAGAAAUAUUAAAGAAAAAAUGUUUAAUAGCAAUACAUGGUGAUGCAGCAUCUGGUGGUCCAUUUCAAUUUUAUUUAGAAAG